AAAUAUUAGAAUACAUUAAAAAUGAAAUAAUAAAUAUUAAAUAAGAAUUUUAUUUUUUUGCAUGGCAAAAGCAAAGCAAACAUAAUAUUGUAUCGUGAUUGGUUCAUUCAAAAUUGAUUGAUAUCUUGCGUGUAAAAUCUGUUUUUAUAUAAGAAUUAAAAUGGAUAAUAUUUAUUCAUUAGAUGCUUCGCAUGUAGAAAAGGAUUUGGAAUAUAAAAAAUCUAUUUGUAAACGACGAUCUUCUGUUUUCCAAAGUCGUCAAAUUAUAUUUGACGAAUGUGAAGGUGCAGAAGAUAAAGAGACUAAAAUUGAGAAUAGAGAAGUUAUAAAAUGUGUAUCUAAUACAACACAAGAAAAAGUUUUUAAUUUAGAAGAAUAUAUAAUUAAUUUAAAAAAUGAAAGAAAAGAAUGGAUAGAAACUUUGAAACAAAGAAAAACACAACGAAAAAAUCUUACAAAACAAAAAUUAUGUUUAGAAAAUCAAGAACAACUUUUAGAUUUGAAUGUUUUAUCAGAAUAUGAAAAAACCUUUGUUACAGCACGACCAAGUUAUCAAUAUAUUUGCAAAAAUUAUGAAAAACUAUCAGACAUGCUUGUGAAAUUAUCAAUGUUAUAUAAUUUAACUUAUAAAUUAAAUCAAAGAUUCAUUUUACAAAUGGAAAGAAGACUAUGUAAGAUUACUGAUAAAAUAAUCAAAAUAUCAGAAUCAUGAUAUUAUGAAGAUUGCUAUACAUUAAAAAUAAUCUUUAAAACAAGAUUAAUUAUAUAAUGUGUUAUAUAAAUGUACAAUUUUUUUAUAUUAUUAAAAUAAAUAUAAUUAUACAUAAUUGAAAUAAACAAAUGUUUGGUUUUUGUACAAAAUCAAUUCAUAUUUUACAUAUAAAUAUAUUUAUAUUAUAAGUAAAAAUAAAUAAAAGAACAAAUAAAAAAAAUUUUAAUGAAAUAAAUAUUUACUCAAAUAUUUACUCAAAUAAGUACUCAAAGAACAAAUAUUUUUCUUUGGUAUUAGGAAAUUUAUGAUUCAUGCAAUAGAAAAAUGACAAUAGAAUUAUAUUUGUAUUGAAACAAACAUUUGUUUCAAUUCUUAUCAUAUUGACACAAUUAAUGUUUUAAAUAACUUAAAAUAGAAUACAGAAACCAAUAGAGCUGUCAUCUAUGCAAAUGAAAACUUUUUCGUCUUGUUGCUUUUCUUUCUUUUUGAGAUAAAUAUUCUUUUCUUGAUGUACUAUUAUGCAAUUCCAGUAUAUGAUUUAUUUUUCUAACAAUUUCUUCAGCGGUCAUUGAAUCAGCUUCAAAUUCAUGAUUUUUAAAUGAUGCAGAUUGAUGUAAAGAUUGCAUUUGUCCAGAUGAUACUGUAAAAAAAGAAAAUAUUUUUGAAAUUAUUAAUCAAGUUCUAUUAUAUAUAUUU
Molecule: messenger RNA, 1408 nt
Organism: Apis florea (little honeybee)
Lineage: Eukaryota; Metazoa; Arthropoda; Insecta; Hymenoptera; Apidae
Biological process (GO): cell division; chromosome segregation
Cellular component (GO): MIS12/MIND type complex
Source: RefSeq, a predicted model, not a curated record